Molecule: messenger RNA, 225 nt
Organism: Ilex paraguariensis (yerba mate)
Lineage: Eukaryota; Viridiplantae; Streptophyta; Magnoliopsida; Aquifoliales; Aquifoliaceae
Source: the annotation of a GenBank genome assembly
AUGUUGAAGAGGAAAGUUUCAAAGCAAAUGAAAAGCAGAGGAAAUGAAGGAGGUGCAAGGAAACAACUUGAAGGUACCUCUAAAGAGAUGGAUGAACUGGGUGAGACCAAUAAGGAUACAUUUCUGAAGGAGGCACACAAUGGUCACAUGUUUACAAGUCAAUGGGAUCAUAUGGGGAUUCUAGUGGCGAAGGAUGGAAAAGAGAAGGUGAUAUCAUCUCUUUGA